This is a messenger RNA of Dentiscutata heterogama, 277 nucleotides long. The record is from the annotation of a GenBank genome assembly. NCBI's taxonomy places the organism in Eukaryota, Fungi, Glomeromycota, Glomeromycetes, Diversisporales, Gigasporaceae.
UUCUAUUCAAAGAGAAGCACCUAAAUUACCCCAGAAACGUAAUCCUCGGAAUAAAGAAAGGAUUAAUUAUAACUUAGAAUCUUUAUCGAAAAAAUCCGUAAGUAUAAAUAGUAUUAACAAUAAUAGCAAUAAUAGUCGGAAACGUAAUCCUCGGAAUAAAGAGAGGAUUAAUUAUAAUAUAGAAUCUUUAUCGGAAAAAUCCACUUUACCUAGUGCUCCUAAAGAGUCAUUCGGGUCGGGUUUGGGGUUGAGCCCGUAUUUGUUCGAACAAACUCGG